Messenger RNA from Thunnus maccoyii (southern bluefin tuna), 2214 nucleotides. It is a transcript of the gene ca7, whose product is annotated as carbonic anhydrase VII. The record is from RefSeq and is a predicted model, not a curated record. Bases 125 to 913 code for a protein of 262 amino acids. Lineage: Eukaryota; Metazoa; Chordata; Actinopteri; Scombriformes; Scombridae. The transcript is spliced from 7 exons. Gene Ontology annotation, molecular function: carbonate dehydratase activity; zinc ion binding. Gene Ontology annotation, biological process: regulation of intracellular pH. Gene Ontology annotation, cellular component: cytoplasm.
CACUACAUAAACUUCAUCAAUAGCUGCACCGGCUGAUGUCCUUGUCCUUCCCCCACGUGCGCACCGGAGUGCGAGAACCUCAACGCCGACUGCUUGAUUAGACUUGGAUCCAAAAGCAGGGACAAUGACAGGGAAUCAAUGGGGAUAUGGGAAAGAGGACGGUCCGUCUGUAUGGCACAAAAACUUCCCCGUUGCCGAGGGGAACCGGCAGUCUCCCAUUGACAUCGUCCCUCAACAGGCUUCACAUGACCCCAACCUGGACCCGAUUGUCCUCAACUAUGAUCACUGUACCUCCAUGAACAUCACCAACAAUGGACACUCUGUAGUGGUGGACUUUGAUGACUCUGAUGACCGUUCAGUGAUCCAGGGAGGCCCUCUCGACAACCCCUACAGACUGAAACAGUUUCACUUCCACUGGGGCGGAAAGGGCUGCCAUGGCUCUGAGCACACUGUUGAAGGGAAUAGCUAUGCAUCUGAGCUUCAUUUAGUACACUGGAACGCUGUCAAGCACGACACAUUUGGGGAAGCGGCUGCAGCUCCCGAUGGCCUCGCUGUCCUUGGCAUCUUUUUAGAAUCAGGUGACGACCACAGAUGGCUCCACAUGAUAACAGACGCUCUGUACAUGGUGAAGUUUAAGGGCAGUGUCACAGAUUUCAAAGGUUUCAACCCCAAGUGCCUCCUACCCAGCAGCCUCCACUACUGGACCUACCUUGGAUCGCUGACCACGCCACCCCUCCAUGAGAGCGUCACCUGGAUCGUCCUGAAGGAGCCAAUUAUAGUGUCUGAAAAACAGCUGGGCAAGUUCAGACUGCUCUUGUUCACUGGGGAGGAAGAGGACCAGAGGACACGCAUGGAAAACAACUUCAGGCCUCCUCAGCCCCUGAAUGGCAGAAAAGUGCGUUCCUCCAAUUAAUGCGACCCCAAGAGAUCUGAUGUCAUAGAUAACGAAAUCGCUUUUAGACAACAGAGUGAAUGCAUAAAUAUGAGUGUACUUUUACCUCAUGUUAGCUUUCUGAUUCUUUACUUCUUUACAGAAGGAAAAAGUUCAAAGAGUAAUUCUCAUCACUGCCAGAACAUUAAGAUGCAUGUUUAUCUUCACUGGUCAGAAGUUUUAAUGACAGUGGGAGGAAUGAUUUAGGGAAAAAUAAAAGGGAUGUUACAAAGUAAUAUUAGAAUACUAACACUUAUGAUGCUCAUUGGGUAUAUAUAAUUAUAAGCUUUAUGAAGAUUUAAAGGUUGGAUUUAUACUUGCAUAGCUAUUUAAGGAAAACAAGUGUUGAGAAAAAAAGGUGCUACCGUACAACUAGCAGCAAGGUCUUGUAAGGCGUUAUUACCUUUAAUCCUCUGCUGCUCCCCAAUUAAAUAUCUAACUGCCUAGAUAUACAGAGCAGUCUGUUGCUGUUUGCACACUGGUACUAUGCCACCCUGCCGUCUGCAGAUCCAGGGCCUCAGCUGAUCCCGAUUGAUCCUCCGCUGAUCCAGCCUUUUGCUGGUGGAUAUCCAGUUCUUGUGGUCACGGAUCCUUUCCAACAACGAACUGGAGGUGGGAUUGGAUUAGUGCUGCAUUUAUCUAAAGUGCUCUGUUAGGUCGUGACGGGUAGCAUGAAAGUCUCAGAUCCUUUACAGCUUAAGAGACUGAGAUAUUUGUCCCCAUCAGGGUGGUUAUUAUUUUUAGCAUGUUUGCCCAAAACCUGUCUUUACAACCAUCUCUCACUUGGGGUUUAUCAAACUCUAGCAGCCCAAACAAAGACCCAAUGAAUUCAAUAUUUCAAACAAACUGUGCAUCUUUGUUUUUCUAAUCUUCAUUCUGAGAUUAAACUACACCUCGGUUAAAGCGUCACAUUUCCUGCUCCAGUCUCUUUACUAUGCAGGAAGGUUUCAGCGUGAUGCACAAACUUCUGCAGUUGCAGUUGUAAGAAAAAUAAAUGCACAGUCCAACAUGUAAUGCCUGACAGAGGCCCUGGUGUCUCCCACUUGGUGAGUUAUGGCAGCUUUGUGUAAUGCCGGUCCUUAUUUAGACCGACUUGGAUUUUGCUAAUACUGACCUAUGGCAGGGAUAAACAUAUAUUGUGGCCAUACAACCAGAUGCACACAUGAAGAAUCACACCUCACUUAUGAUUGUUUUAUGUCAUUGAUGUGAAAGGACAUUAAAAAUGUAAUUUAUGGGUGGUUUGAAUGUUUUUGUAAUGCAUUCAAAAUUUUGACAUUUGACAU